GUCCGUGGAGCUGGCGCCGGAGUCUGGCGGGUCGCUGACCCCUCCGCUCGCAGUUUUGGCGACGAGGUGCCGAGUCAGAUUCUCUCGGACGCGACUGCCUUCAUGACGCCCGACGCCGCCAGCGAUAAGGAUUACAUCAGCGGGCUGGUUUUGAUCGACAAAUUCUGGACGUUCUGCCAGCUCGUGAACGACGAGGAUAGAGACGCCUGGGAGAGCGCGCUGGUUUCGGGCCACAAGCGAGACUCUCGGGUCACUGGAGACGUGUGGGGCCCAAUCAAAGGACAGCGCUUCUUGUCCUUCACCGAGUCGCUGGGCCUGCAGCGCACCGCCCCUCAGCCACCCUUUCCGCUGGGGGGUCAGCGGGCGGCGCAUGAGUUCACGCGGGCCCUGCGUGCGACGGGCAUGGAGCGGGUCACCCACCAUCUGGACUUCGAUCACAAGUCGGGCAUCUCGCCCAACAGCAACAUCACGCGUGCGCACCGUCGGAUCACCGACGCCCUGCACGACUUCCAGCAGCAGGACCAGCUGAAACUCCCGAGCCUCGCAGGCGUCGAGGUUAUCGUGCGGUAUCUGGUGCAGAUCGAGUUGGCGGUGGGCCGCAAACCUCGGAGUCCAGACUUCCAGGACUUCGACGCUGUCGUCGCGCCCACCGUCACCGAGCAUUGCGGCCUAUUCCUGUCGGAGCACUCGAAGCACACCGCGCAGAUCCAGAAGGGCGAGGCCGCGGGCAAGGGCGCGAUGGCGGACGAGGGCGCGACGGUCGAGGCGACCCCUCGCCUGUCGCUUGGGUUGCGGAGAGGUCGCGCUCGCGGCGACCCUUUCCCUCUGCCACUGCUAGACAGAACGACGCCGACGGGGGCGCUGCCUGGGGGCAUCUCGUCUGGCGUGCGGUGGCGGUGCAACCAGACCAUCAUGGCGUUGAACGACCUGGGCGCGCCGCUGGUGGCAGCGCGGCGUCUCGCCUCCGCCUUCGCGGUGAACGCUGCCCAAGCAUCAGUGCUACAGCGUGGUCAUCAGCGAGUGGCCGCUUUCGGCGAUCCCCUCGGCGUGGACGGCGACGAAGCGCUUCUGACCCUUCUGAAGACCAAAGACAUGUAUAGCGCUCGACCGACACCAGUUCGGUCCUACGAGCCGCACCUCCUCAAGGUUCUCGACAGCGGCAUUCGGCCGCUACCCUUCCGCUCGCUGGCGCCUGCCUCGCUGCUGCCGCUGAUCGAGCAGCCAGAGCGUUACCUAUACCGCUCGCAAGCCGUCCUGGACACCAUGGUCGAGGCUGGCGAGCUUGCCCCAGCGCGCCCGUUCUGGGGCGCCAACCUGCGCGGCGACCCGACCUUGCGCCUCGACCUCUCCAUGGAGCUCAUGCGCAUCGGCAUUUUCUUCGUCGGCAAGAGAGACGGCACGCUUCGGAUGGCGAUCGACGGCAGGGGGCCCUCGGCCAUGCACCGCCGGCCUCCUCGCACUGAGCUGGGGUCCGCGGCCGCCCUCAGCGGCCUCUGCCUUGACGGCGGUUUGCUGGGCAACAGCGACUCGGGCCACCACGGGGCUAGUGCUGACCUCCGCCAAGGGUUCUACCAGAUGCGGUGGCUCGAGGUCGGCAGCUGGUUCUGCUUCGACUGCCCGAUGGCCGUUCGCAACUUCGACACCGACUGCGUCUACGACGAGGCGAGCCGCGAGCACGUGCUCGUCGACCCAGACACCAUCGUGCACCCGUGCUUCCAGGGGCUCGCCAUGGGCUGGAGGCGGUCGCUCUUAAUCUGCAACGCCAUCGCCGAGGAUGUCACGCGCAUCGGCAUUGGCCAGGUGCUCUCCAUCCCCGCCAGCGACGCGAGGAUCGUAUCCGAGCGGGCCCCGUGCGCGCGACUGGUCCCAGGCGACCCGGCUGGCUCCUCUUGCGUGGGCAAUUCGAACGCGGCGGGCUCGCCCCGCACCCUAGUCGACGCUGCUCUGGAGGCCAUCCUGCGUGAGUUCGAGAGACGGGGCUUAUCAUGCCACGAG
Molecule: messenger RNA, 1995 nt
Organism: Prorocentrum cordatum
Lineage: Eukaryota; Dinophyceae; Prorocentrales; Prorocentraceae
Source: the annotation of a GenBank genome assembly